AACAACAUGCAUAUACCAGAAGAGAUUGCACCAAAUACUUUUGUAUAAUCACUAGGUGUUAUAGGAAUCUUAUAUCGCCGUCGAAACAGGAAUGGGCAGCUCUCAUAACAUCCACGUUUACCUUCACGUCACCGAUAGUGCGAUGAUGCCUCCUCAAAUAGAUCAACCCAGCUCCAACAGAUCCUGCCAGCUGCGCUGGUGUGGGUGGGUGUGUGUGAUGGGGAUGCGGUUGUUGGGGCAAGAGGUUUAGAGGAGGCGUGGUCCGCUGCUUUGUACAUUGCUAAGAACAAAUUUGACAUAUAAACUCAAAAUGAGUAGCGGUCCCACGCAGCCAGCAGGGCACUGUGCGACCUGAGGAAUUCUACAGGUACUUGCAGACAAUUUUGAGUUGUGUGGAGUCUGGAAAAGAGCCAAAUGCCUGCACUCGUUAUGUGUGAUGGAUGCAAUUAAAGGCUUACUGGACUGAAAUAUUGUCAUUCUGCAAUAAUCUAAAGGCGUUUUGGAAUAUUGCACCUGGGACAUAGUUUUUGGAUCAGUGUGGCGGAAUUUAAAGACAACAAAAGGCUUCAUUCAUCUGCAUUCCCCAUUAUGAAAAGCUCUGUUCCGUUCCUGGGCUGCGUUACAGCAGCAAGCUUGUUCUUGUACUUGACCCUGACUGUUCUGACCAUGGUCCUCACCAACUCCACGCGACUUGAGUCCAUGUUGGACAAGUACAAGGAUGAAGAGUGGUGGAGGGCCAGGUCGAGAGGGAAGAGGGCCAUCAGUGAGGGAGACAUGCACCUUAUCCUGGACCUGCACAACAAGCUGCGUGGGCAGGUCUACCCUCCUGCCUCCAACAUGGAGUACAUGGUAUGGGAUUAUGAGUUGGAGAGGAGCGCAGAGCACUGGGCACAUGCCUGCCAAUGGGAACAUGGACCACACCACAUGUUGACACAAAUAGGCCAAAACCUUGGAGCACACUGGGGCAGGGAUCGCCCCCCUACCUAUCACGUCCAGGCCUGGUAUGAUGAGGUGAGGUAUUAUAGUUAUCCAUAUUCCCAGGAGUGUAACCCACACUGCCCAUUCAGAUGCUCAGGGCCUGUUUGCACGCACUACACUCAGUUGGUGUGGGCUACUACUAAUCGUAUUGGCUGUGCCAUCAAUGUGUGUUACAACAUGAAUGUGUGGGGAAUGAUCUGGGCUAAAGCUGUCUAUCUGGUCUGCAACUACUCUCCACCAGGCAACUGGUGGGGUCAUGCUCCAUACAAAUAUGGAGCUCCAUGCUCUGCCUGUCCAGCCAGCUAUGGUGGAGGCUGCAGGGACAACCUCUGCUACAAACAUGGUGGUGUGGACAGGCAUCCACCUCCUGAGAUCGAGGAGACCAACUACAUUGAACCUGAACCUGAACCAGUGAAAGACAGGGAGCCAGACCCGAGGACCCAAUCACCAGACCGCUCACCCAGUGACAACCUAGAGAGAAACCAGGUUGUCAGCACAGAGCAAAUGUGCCAACAGGUCGACUGUGAGACUAAGCUGAGAGAUCAGUGCAAGGGAACAACCUGUAACAGAUAUGAAUGUCCACCUGGCUGCCUUGACAGACCUGGAAAAGUAGUUGGAACUGGAUAUUAUGACAUGCAAUCGAGUGUGUGUGGAGCUGGGUUACACUCUGGUGUUAUUGAUAAUGAUGGAGGGUGGCUGGAUGUGACCAGACUGGGCAGAAAACAACAAUUCACCAAAUCAUUCAAGAACGGUAUUCAAUCACUUGGGAAAAACCAAAGUGCAAAUUCCUUCAAAGUAGAGUCAGUGCCUGUCAAGGCAGUAAGAUGUGAUACCACUGUGGCACUUUUCUGCCCUUUCAAGAAACCUGUACGACACUGUCCCAGGUUGUAUUGUCCCAGGAACUGUUUGCAUGACAGUCGAUUCCGAGUUAUUGGGACCAAGUAUUACUCGGAUAAAUCCAGUAUCUGCCGAGCUGCCAUUCAUGCUGGAGUGAUCCAGAAUGAGUCAGGAGGAUACCUUGAUGUGAUGCCAGUGGACAAACGGAGGCAAUACAGUGGCAGCUACCAGAAUGGCAUCACCUCGGACAGUCUACUGAACCCAACAGGAGGUAAAGCCUUCAGAGUGUUUGCAGUCAUCUGAAAAGCCAUGCUCAAAGGACAGAGUACUGUUUAACAUGGCCACUUCACAUCCAGUAAACCCACUCAUUAUUGUCUUACAGCCUGUAAUUACAUUUAUGUCUAUAGUAAAUAGUUCAGCUUUUCAGCCUCUGAUACUAAAGUUAUAGCAUGACUUCACUCCAGUCUCUAUACUGCAGAGCCCCUAAAUUUUUGAAAAAGUAUUUUGAAAAAGUAAAAGUAAGAGUACUGCUUUUACUGCAGCCUCAGUUGUUAAAGUAAGAUUGGACACUCACUGAUCGAGGGGAGCUGUUUAGUGAGAGGUCAGUAGAUUUCUGGUCUGCACACUCCCCUGAGUUGUCUCACAUGUGCCUUGACAGAGGGUUUAUUUAAUGUCCUCAUACAUAAAAGACAGAAUUAUGUCAUGCUUUUAAGUACAAAAUACAUGAAGCACAUAACAAUACUUUUAUUUUAUGAAUUUAAUUCCUAUUAAGUCUUAUUUAGACCUCCCUUUAUGACUUUUCCAGUGGUAAUAUAUAGUAUAGCAACAAUGUAGGCAGUAUAAUACAGACAUUAUAUUUUUUGUACAUAAUAUUGUUGUAAAUAAUUCUGAGCACUAUACUAUGAAAUGCUUGCUACUGUUGCCUUUUUCAUUUACAUUUAUUCAUUUACAUGUUACCACCCAUAAACUCAAACAGACAAUAAAGAGUAGAUUAUUUUAUACUGUAUUUCACAGCUUUUGUUGAUAGAUUUAUACAAAUGGACCCUGGCUGGCCAGGAAUGUGCAUGGCUGAAUCACUAUUA
Messenger RNA from Monopterus albus (swamp eel), 2897 nucleotides. Its product is annotated as cysteine-rich secretory protein LCCL domain-containing 1-like. The transcript has 15 exons. The coding region runs from base 589 to 2118 and encodes 509 amino acids. Gene Ontology annotation, cellular component: extracellular region. The record is from RefSeq and is a predicted model, not a curated record. Lineage: Eukaryota; Metazoa; Chordata; Actinopteri; Synbranchiformes; Synbranchidae.